Messenger RNA from Micropterus salmoides (largemouth bass), 1344 nucleotides. Its product is annotated as V-set domain containing T-cell activation inhibitor 1-like. The coding region runs from base 127 to 687 and encodes 186 amino acids. The record is from RefSeq and is a predicted model, not a curated record. The transcript is spliced from 3 exons. Lineage: Eukaryota; Metazoa; Chordata; Actinopteri; Centrarchiformes; Centrarchidae.
UGUCUGACUCAACCUGACAUUCAGCGAUCAAGAGGUUAUCACUGUUGAUCACCAUAGGUGGUCAGCUGUCAACAGAAACUACAGAGCAGGACAAAGUCUGAUGUCAGGUUCAUCAGCUCUGCUGUCAUGGUCGCUUUAACAUCAGCACCAUUCCUGGCUUUGUUCACAUGUUCAUGGAUCUUGGUUCUGUGUCAAGAGACACAGGAGGUGACAGUGAAGCCUGGAGAGGACGCCACUCUUCAGUGUCAGAGUCACAGAGGUGCUGACAUAGAAGUGAUAAAGUGGAUCAGAACUGACCUGAAGUCAGAUGAUGGUUAUGUCUUCUUCUUCAGAGACAGAAGCUCAAAUGAAAACUACCAGCAUGAAUCUUAUCGUGGUCGAGUGGAGCUGAGAGAUCCAGAGAUGAAGGACGGAGACGCUUCUGUGAUUCUGAAGAACGUCAACAUCAACGACGCUGGAACAUAUGAGUGUCGUGUUAAAGGGGAAAAUGAAAAAGGCAAAGCUGAACUCGUCACCAUCGUGAGUCGAGUGUCUCUUUGUCUCUCAGGUCACACAGCUGGACACGAGAACAGAGGAGGCAAGGACGGAGGAAACAAGGAGGGAAAUGUGGGACUGAAAGUUUGUUGUUGUUUGUCAUUUGUUGUGAUUCUUUUUGUUGGUGUUGUUUUUGGUGUUUGUUUUUUUUAAAUAAGAACUUUACAAAAUGUAGAGAAUGCAAAGACAAUAAUUCAGACCAACCUGCUGCUCCUGAAAAUGAGCCGAUGCAGGAAGCAGAGCCAGCAGAUGAGAAUUAGUGAGUAAAUGUGUCUCAUGUGUCUCCCAUGAAAUAAAUCCAGAAGUAUCUAAAAGGUGGAGGCAGAUGUGACUGACUGUAGCUGGAUCAUCAGCUGUGACUGUUUUCCAGCUGCAGUCAGAUCAUCAACAUGUUUUUAAAUGAUUUCAAGUCUUUUUAUGAAGGCUGUUGUAGAGACGUGUGAUGAAGAGAGGAUCCAGACUGAAGUCACUCUGGUUACUGUGGGGAGCAGUGAUUGGUUGUUACUCUCUGGCUGCUGAUUGGUGGACUGAACGUGCUGAUGUGGACUUGACUUCAUCUCUGAUCUGUAAUGUGUGUAACUUCAAAGUUUAAAUAACUCAACCUUGACUUUUGGUUCUGUCACCUGAGGAAAAUGGAUUGCAUUGGAGUUAGUUGACGGACACUGAAACACUUUUUCCUCCAGGAUAUUUUUCAGCAGAGGGGGCAGGCCAACAUUUGUCCCUUGUCAGCCCACUCUCUGGACAAAUCAUUUCAUACAUUUUCAAAACUGAAACACCUAUCUAAUCAUCAAAUAAAAUAAUCACCUCGGC